AUGCUAGAAGCGAGAUCACCACACCAAGAAGGAAGCUACUGGUAUUAUGCACCAAAUAAAGGUGCUCCUAUUGCCUUCGCAUUGCUUUUUGCUGCGUCCGGUGUCACGCAUAUCUACCAGUGUUGCAAAUACAAAUCAUGGAAGGUGACAGGCUUGCUGCCAUGGUCCGCUACACUCUUCACAGCAGGGUUCAUUAUGCGGACCAUUGGCGCUUUCGGUCAAUGGGACGAUUUAGGCAUAUUCAUCGCGAGUAAUGUUCUCUUGCUGGUGGGACCUCCUGUCUACGAAGGAGCCAACUUCUUCACCUUGGGUCGCCUUCUUUACUAUGUCCCCUACCACUCGCCAAUUCAUCCCGGCCGAGUAUUUUCAACAUUUGUUGCCUUGGGUAUCGUGAUCGAGGCGAUUACAGCGAAUGGGGCUUCUCUGGUGGCCAAUACAGACAAUAGUAUCAGCAAGCAGAAUACUGGCAAAGCGCUACUCAAAGCUGCACUAAUUUUACAGAUUGCCUUGAUGCUGGGAUUUGUCGCCCUUGCAAGCAAAUUCUACCUCAAUUGUCGUCGUGCAGGUGUCUUGAACAACAAGGUCAAACGUCCCUUGUAUGUUCUAUUAUGCAGCUGUACACUUAUCACGGUGCGAACCAUCUACCGAACGGUCGAGUACUUCACCGCUGCGAGCCUCAACAUUCACAACGUUUCAGAUUUGAGUCCCAUUCUGAAAGACGAAUGGUUCUUCUGGGUUUUUGAGGCAGCCGUCAUGUUCACAAAUACCACUUUACUCAAUGUCUUCCAUCCCAUGCAAUGGCUCCCACGCUCGAACAAGAUCUAUCUCGCAAAGGACGGUGUCACAGAGAUUGAAGGCCCGGGAUUCGAAGAUGGUCGACCGUUCCUACAGACCCUCAUUGAUCCUUUUGAUGUGAUCGGCCUCAUCGCAAAUAAAGGAAGGAAGGAGAAGUACUGGGACGCUCUCGAUGCGAACGAGAAAAGGUCAUCCCCUGCUCAAGUGUGAGGCUUUCACUCUCUCUUCUCUUUGCCUCGUUUACCCAUU
Molecule: messenger RNA, 1044 nt
Organism: Aspergillus novofumigatus IBT 16806
Lineage: Eukaryota; Fungi; Ascomycota; Eurotiomycetes; Eurotiales; Aspergillaceae
Product: putative RTA1 domain protein
Exons: 4
Coding region: 1-1005 (334 amino acids)
Cellular component (GO): membrane
Source: RefSeq, a predicted model, not a curated record